AUAAGUUAUGUACUAAAAAUAAUCAAAUAUAUAUUUAUAGCCACUUCACGAACUUGAUGAAGAGAGAUACAAGAAAUUUGGGAAAAUAUAUGGAAAAUAUGAAGGUUCUAGACCUGUUUUGGUGGUCGCAGAACCAGAACUGAUAAAGCAGGUCAUGGUGAAAGAUUUCCAUGCCUUUAGUGAUAGACGUGAUAUUAAAUUUGGAGAUUCUGUUUUGGAUAAAAUGUUGACAAUUUUAAAGGGAGAGGAAUGGAAACAAAUUAGAAGCAUCAUUUCCCCUACAUUUAGUGGCAGCAAAAUGAAAAAGAUGUCAUAUUUGGUUCAAGACACUAUUAAGAGCUUGAUUCAGAAUCUUGAGAAUGCUGCUGACAAGAAAGAAGUUAUUGACUGCAAAAAAUAUUUUGGUGCUUUCACUAUGGACACAAUUGUCACCUGUGCCUUUGGGACACGUGUAGAUUCACACAAACAUCCUGACAACCCCUUUGUGAAGUAUGCACGGCAACUUUUCAAUGCAAAUAUGAAACCUUGGCAGUUACUAGUUCUUAUAUUCCCCAAGUUAGCCAGUGUCAUUGGACUAAAUUUUAUUUCACGAGAGAUUACUGAUUUCUUUCGCAAUACCACCAAUCAGAUCAUUGAAUUCAGGAGGAAAAAUAAUGAGAAAAGAAACGAUUUUCUCCAAAUUAUGUUGGAUGCAAAAGAGUCCCCCCAAGAUGCUGAUGAACAAAAUGAUGAAAUUAACUCCAUAGGCAGUGCUCAUGGCCACGAAGAUGAAGUUGGAUUACAUGAAUGGAAACCAAUCAAACAAAAAAUUUUGACACAUGAAGAUAUACUGGCAAACAGCAUUCUGUUCUUUCUUGUUGGAUAUGACACUACAGCCAAUGCAUUGACUUAUGCUGCUUACAGUUUGGCUCGUAACCCAGAAUGCCAAGAGAAGCUAAUCCAGGAGAUUGAUGCAGUCUGGGAAAAGCAUGGUGGUAUUGACUAUGAGACAGUGGGAAAGAUGACCUACCUGGACUGUGUCUUAUCUGAAACACUAAGGCUGUUCAGUAUUGCUGUUGUAGCUGAACGACGGGCUAGCAAAGAUCAUCAACUAGGAGAGACGGGAAUCACCAUACCAAAAGGCAUGAUCAUUCACAUUCCUAUUUAUGCUAUUCACCAUGACCCUGAAUAUUACCCUAACCCUAAUGCUUUUGAACCAGAAAGGUAUGUGCAAUUCCAGUUUUUGUUUUUUAAUUCUUUUGUUUUAGUAUAUUGUUGUAGUAUUCUGACAUUACUUAAUGCUGUGUAUUGUUAUUAUUGCUUUAUCUUUUUUGGUGCAAGAUAGAAGUUUGUGUGACAU
This is a messenger RNA of Limulus polyphemus (Atlantic horseshoe crab), 1339 nucleotides long. RefSeq names its product cytochrome P450 3A8-like. Gene Ontology annotation, molecular function: iron ion binding; heme binding; steroid hydroxylase activity. The record is from RefSeq and is a predicted model, not a curated record. The transcript has 10 exons. Bases 155 to 1324 code for a protein of 389 amino acids. NCBI's taxonomy places the organism in Eukaryota, Metazoa, Arthropoda, Merostomata, Xiphosura, Limulidae.